This is a messenger RNA of Rhea pennata, 3747 nucleotides long. It is a transcript of the gene NOS1AP, whose product is annotated as nitric oxide synthase 1 adaptor protein. The record is from RefSeq and is a predicted model, not a curated record. Gene Ontology annotation, molecular function: nitric-oxide synthase binding. The transcript has 10 exons. The coding region runs from base 44 to 1540 and encodes 498 amino acids. Lineage: Eukaryota; Metazoa; Chordata; Aves; Rheiformes; Rheidae.
GGCGGCGGCAGCGCGGUGCGGCGCGGUGCGGCGCGGGGCCGCCAUGCCCGCCAAGUCCAAGUACAACCUGGUGGACGACCGGCACGACCUGCGCGUCCCGCUGCACAACGAGGACGCCUUCCAGCACGGCAUCUGCUUCGAGGCCAAGUACAUCGGAAGCCUGGAUGUGCCGCGGCCGAACAGCAGGGUGGAGAUUGUGACGGCAAUGCGGCGGAUCCGGUAUGAGUUUAAAGCCAAGAACAUCAAGAAGAAGAAAGUGAGUCUCGUCGUCUCGGUGGACGGCGUGAAGGUCGUCCUGAAAAGGAAGAAGAAGCUCCUUUCGUUGCAGAAAAAGGAAUGGGCCUGGGACGAGAACAAGAUGCUCGUCAUGCACGACCCCAUCUACAGGAUAUUCUACGUGUCCCACGACUCCCAGGAUCUAAAGAUCUUCAGCUACAUUGCCAGGGAUGGGUCUAGCAACAUCUUCCGGUGUAACGUCUUCAAGUCCAAGAAGAAGAGCCAAGCCAUGCGCAUCGUCCGGACGGUGGGGCAGGCGUUCGAAGUCUGCCACAAGCUGAGCCUCCAGCACACCCAGCAAAACGCAGACGGGCAGGAGGAUGGUGACAGCGAGCGGAACGGGGAUGACCUGGACGUGCCAGGCUGCCGCCUCGGCGGCGCAGAGAAGGCGGCCGCCUCGGCGGAGGAGACAGACAUCGACGCCGUGGAGCUCCCACUGGCGGGGACCGACGUGCUGGAGUUCAGCCGGGGGGUGACGGACCUGGACGCCGUGGGGCGGGAUGCGAGCGCCUACGCAGACGCCAAGGGCUGCCUCCACCCCGAAAGUAUCCUGACGGCGUCGCCCAAAAUGCUGCUGCCCUCGACGGCCCAGCUGCCCGAGCUGGGCACGCCGCUCUCAGCCCACCACCAAAUGCAGCUCCUCCAGCAGCUCCUGCAGCAGCAGCAGCAGCAGACGCAAGUGGCCGUGGCGCAGGUUCACUUGCUGAAGGACCAGCUGGCCGCGGAGGCCGCCGCGCGCUUGGAGGCCCAGGCUCGAGUGCACCAGCUCCUGCUUCAGAAUAAGGACUUGCUGCAGCACAUCUCGCUCCUGGUGAAGCAGGUGCAGGAGCUGGAGCUGAAGCUCUCGGGGAACAACACCAUGGGCUCCCAGGACAGUCUGCUGGAGAUCACCUUCCGCUCCAACGUCCUCCCCGUGCUCUGCGACCCGACCACCCCGCAGCCCGAGGACACCCCCCCGCCGCCGCUGGGCCCGGGCUCUGGCUUCGCCAGCGCCCUGGGCAGCCCCAUAGGUAGGAACGACUGCCUGGUGAAGCUGGAGUGCUACCGGUUCACGCCGGGCGCGGGGCCGUGCGCCCCGGAGCCGCUCCUGGGCAGCCUGGAACUCAUCAAGUUCCGCGAGUCGGGCAUCGCCUCCGAGUACGAGUCCAACACGGACGAGAGCGAGGAGCGUGACUCGUGGUCCCAAGAGGAACCGCCACGCCUGCUCAACGUCCAGCCCAGGCAGGACCUGGGCGACAGCCUGGAGGACGAGAUCGCGGUGUAGGGACGGUGGGAGGUGGCGCGGAGCAGCCGGGACCCCUGAGCCCGGUCUCCCCUGCUGCAGAGGUGCUGCCCGACCCAGGCGCGGGGCAGUGCCGGGCUGCUCUCUGCCCAGCUCGUGCCACGCGCCGGGUCUCAGCGCGCGGGGAGCCUUGCGACGGCCCCAGCUUUAGGGAGGCAGGGCUGUGCCCGGGUAGCGCGGCGGUCCCUCCGGUAGGGCGGCACGCCGGCAGCAGCCCUGCCGGGAGCAGGGCGCAGACCUCCUCCUUCCCUCGGCCGCAUGCCCCUGCUGUCAGCCACGCUCUGCCGAGCUCAGCCAGGCCUCAGCGUCUUCUGCUUUGCCCCAGGCUCCACAGCACGCGGCUGGGAAAUGUGAGGAGAUGGGGACGGAGCAGCUCUCGGUGCGGUGGCCGCCAUCGGCUGGUCGCGUCCCGGCGGGGCCCCUGGCUCCGGGGAGGAUGGUGAGCGGGAGCGCGGGGCAGCUUGCGCUGGCAGCCAGGGCUGCAGCGAGGGGACAUUCCCUCCCCUGGGUCCUUCCCGCCGCCGCUGCCCCCAUGGAGCGCCGUCCUGGGGCUCCUCAGGGUGGCCGCUGGGUUGGAGAGCCUCUUCAAGCACUUCUCUACGACCAGUGCCACCACAGCCCUCUCCAUAGACAAAUCUUCCCAUUCCCAGGCAGUCACUCGCUCCCCAGCCAUGGUUGGGGGAGGAGGGGCUGGCAGCUGUCCCGUGCAGCAAUGCCCCACGUGCAGGGUGGCAAGCUCUCCUCCUCCUCCUCCUCCUCCUCCUCCUUCUCCUCCUCCCCCAGCGCUGGAAAGGCACUGCUAGCUGCUGCAGGAGCUCCUGCUCCGGGGCCAUUUGGUGGCUCCGUGUCUGGGUUGUGCUGGUUACCUGGCUGCUGGCGACUCUGCUCCGUGGCACAGUCUGGGUUUGCAGUGGUGGCUUCAAAGGGCCAGCUGGCCCCAGUCCAUGCAGGCGGAGGAAGGGGGCUCGCAGGCACCCGCCUCCAAACACCCCCCAGGCGGCGACGAAAUUCCAGCCGCGCUCCCGCGGGCUGAGCGCGGCUGUAGGGAUAGCUGCCGCGAGCUGCCGAAAGGUCUCGUGCCGCGUGCUGCAGGGCUCGGUGUCCGCGUCGAGCCGGUGCCCGGAGGGCCGCAGGGCGGCUCGCGUGGGCGCAGGCGGCCGGGGUGCACCCGUGCGGGCAGGCCCCUCCAGCUCUCCUGUUUGCUUCCUCCAGAAAAGUAAGCGCAGGGUCUCGGCAUCCCCCUCGAGCCCGCGAUGCCUGUGGCUGGUAGCUCUGGGUGCUCCCAAAGGAUCCAGAGCUUUUGUCUUUCCUGCAAGUGCGCUUGUCGUCGCGGCGGUCUCUGCGAGGCCGCAGCUGCAGGGGCGCGAGCCGCAGUCCCGAUGUCUGCCCUGCUCCUCGGGGAAGAGUUGAAGCGGUGGGAUUGGCGCAGACGUCUUCCUCCUUCCACCCUGCUCUCCUGCUUCUGCUUAGCUUUGCUGCUUCCCGCUGCCCUCGCCUUCGCCAGCUCUGUCUCUGCUACAUCUGCCUUCAGCUAGCCCUUAGCCGAGCGUCCCGGGGCUCUCGUGCAUCUCCUGCUCCCCUCCGGGUCCCGCCUGCGGCGGGGGGUGGCUGCGCUCUGCCCCCCGCGGCCCCGCGGGGCCGAGGAGCGGGCUGCGGGCCGGAGCGCCGGCCGCGGGGGCUGGCGCCCGCCGUGGGCAGGGGGCUGGAGGGAAGGGGGGGGUCGGGACGCCCCGAGCAGCGGUGCCCUCUCGCCAGCAGCGCCCCUGCGCGCGCGUCCCGCCGUGCCGGGGUCCCCGCGUCCCGCCGCCGCGGCGCGGCGCUUGGAGGUGGGAGCCGGAGGCGGGUGGCCACGGGGGGCCGCCCGGAGGUGGGCGAGGAGCCGGGUGCCUGGGGGCGAGGUGCGGGCCGGGAUGGGGCGCGCGGGCGAGCGCCGAGGGGGGCGGCCGGGGGGUGGGGAGGCAGGCGCGGGGGGCCCGCGCCGCCUCCGACCCGCCUCGCGCGUGUGUUACGGACCUCGACUGGGGAUUCGCAGCUCUGUUUUUCGUCCUUCCUUUCCCUACAACUGUCGUGUUACUAACCGCUGGCGCGAGCUGUCUGGGAAGGCAGUCUGUCGAUGUAAGUGCACUUAACCCUUGGGUGUUGUCAUUAGGUGACUGGCUUUUGCUAAAUAAAUCUUUCUAUUUCUCGAG